Molecule: messenger RNA, 4896 nt
Organism: Vollenhovia emeryi
Lineage: Eukaryota; Metazoa; Arthropoda; Insecta; Hymenoptera; Formicidae
Exons: 1
Coding region: 1-4896 (1631 amino acids)
Biological process (GO): DNA integration
Molecular function (GO): nucleic acid binding
Source: RefSeq, a predicted model, not a curated record
AUGACGCAGGCGCGAGUGAUCAUGGCUGAGAGCGAGCAACCACAAGGUCGGCGCGUGUCGGUCGAGGAAGAGGACGUAGAUGUAAACAACGCAAAUGAUGCCCGAGAAGUCAGAGCUGGCAACGUGGGAACGGUUAGGCUGCCGACGAUGAAUCUCCCGACGUUCAACGGCACCUAUGAGCAGUGGCAGGCAUUUCAUGGACCGUUCUCCGCGUUGGUUGACAGAAAUGCUAACCUAUCUAAUUUGCAAAAGUUGUACUAUCUGCUUUCAGCCCUCGACGUUAAUGCAAAGAGAACCAUCGAAUCGAUUGAGAUCACGGACGGGAACUACCAGAGCGCGCUCGAUCUGUUGAAGAGGCGAUACGAUAAUUCACGUCUCGCCACCCGUCAUCACAUUCGCGCCAUCUUCGCAUUGAAACCGGUGGAGAGGGAAACGGCGGUAGCUUUGCGGGGGCUCACGGACGAAGUGCAGCAGAGGUUAGCCGCGCUGACUGCCCUCAAGGAGCCAACAGAGCACUGGAGCACUAUCAUCAACGAGUGGAUUCUUUCGAAGCUCGAUUCGGUAACCAGCAGGGAGUGGGAGGAGAAGUCCGUUCGCGAAAAAUUGAAUAAAACUGAGGACUUGCUCGAGUUUCUUGAGGCGAAAUGUUUUAUGUUAGAGUCGAUGUCGGGCGUGAAUGAUAAGAGGUCAAAUGUUAAGGUACAGAAAGGUGUUUCACAUGUUGUAACGACUGAUAAGACUGAAUGUAAAUUAUGUAAGGGCGGCCACAAGUUGUAUGCGUGUAAGGUUUUUAACAAUAUGUCAGUAGAAUCGCGAUGCGCCGAGGUCAGGAGGCUUGGGUUGUGCUUUAACUGCCUUAACCGAGGCCAUUCAGCAAAAUAUUGCAAGGCCCGCCAUUGUAAGAUAGUGCCAUGUCAGGGAAGACAUCAUUCCCUUUUGCACCCAGGCCUUCGGCUUGCGGGAGGUCAACCAUCCCCGUCGACGCGGGGUGGCCUUGACGAGGCAUCGAGUUCUUCAUUGGUCGCGUGUGCUUCCCAGCGUAGCGAAUCCGCGAUCAUACUAUCGACAGCGCUUGUUAAGAUUAGAGACAAUGUGAAUGAGUGGCGCGAGGCGCGUGCUUUGUUGGACAGUGGCGCAACGCUUAACUUUAUUACCGCGGAGCUCUGCAAAAAAUUGCGUUUACCCGAGAUUAGGUCGGAACAGAUGAUAUCGGGGUUCAACGAGCAGACAACGUCCACCAAGGCGUAUGUAAAAACAGUUAUAGGAUCGCGUCUUUCGAAUUAUGAGCAACCAGUCAAAUUAAUAGUUAGUGAGUCGAUCACCUGUCCCCUUCCCGAGUCCCGCAUCGAUUUGAGCUGCGUUCGGAUUCCCGAGUCUAUAUCCUUAUCGAACCUUGCGGACUCCCGUUUCAACGUGCCCCAGCGGAUUGACUUGCUGCUGGGAGCAGGCAUUUUUUGGUCCCUGCUGCGCGGCGGACGGAUUCGAUUGAGUGACUCGCAGCCUAUAUUCCAGAACACUCAUUUAGGAUGGAUUCUCGGGGGGGGAGUCUCGCGGGCGGCUCCGGCGCGAUCUCCGGUAAUUUGUUGCAGCGCGACGGACGGCUUGAUAAAUCAACAGCUACAGAGAUUUUGGGAGAUAGAGAGAUGCGAAUCAAGAAGGUUGUUGAGCGCUGAGGAGCGAGCGUGCGAGGAGCACUUUGUAAAGGGCACGCGUCGGAACGAAGUCGGCAGGUAUGAGGUCUCCCUGCCGUUUAAGGGGGAUCCGCGCGAGUUGGGGGAGUCGUUCGGUGCGGCCUAUGGGCGACUGCGAUCAUUGGAGCGACGAUUUAGGAGGAACAAGGAGCUAUACGCGAGCUACGUACAGUUUAUGAGAGACUACGAAAGCGCAGGCCACAUGUCACUGGUGGAUGGUGGGCCCGCGGGACCGGUGGGAAACUUGCUGCCUCAUCACGGUGUAUGCAGGGGCCCGGAAGGAUACGUCAAACUGAGAGUGGUAUUCGAUGCUUCUUGCGAGACAUCGUCGGGGAAAUCGCUGAACGACAUUUUGAUGGUCGGACCCGCGAUUCAACAGGAGUUGGUGAGCAUCGUCGCCCGCUUCCGGCAGCACCCAUAUGUUUUAACGGCCGACAUAUCUCAGAUGUAUCGACAGAUCUUGUUGAGAACCGAGGAUCGACGAUGGCAGAGAAUUCUGUGGCGCGAGCAUUCAGAGGAGCCCGCAAGAGUUUAUGAACUCAACACGGUUACGUACGGAACGGCUGCGGCAUCAUUUUUGGCCAUCAGAUGUCUUCAUCAGCUUGCGGAUGAAAACCAAGCCCGCGCCGGGGCAUCGAUUGUCUUGAAGAGAGAUUUUUACGUUGACGACAUGCUCACUGGCGCCGCCACCAUAGGUGAACUUCGUCAGAUCAAGAAAGAAAUCAUCUCGAUCCUGUCGUCGGCUGGAAUGAGGCUGCACAAAUGGCAAUCGAACGUGUCGGACAUUGUGGCUCGGGUCGAUGCGCCGAAUAGAAUGCUGGCUUCGGAGGAAGUGAAGACCCUAGGCCUGUUGUGGGAUCCAGGGCGUGAUGAGUUUGUCUACCAGAUCAAUCUUCCCGCCGAGGAGGCGAUGUCAAAACGAAAACUGCUAUCCAUGAUAGCACAUAUCUACGAUCCUCUUGGGCUCAUCAGCCCGGUAACCUUGAAGGCCAAGAUGCUCAUGCAGACGUUAUGGAAACUGAAGAUCGAGUGGGAUAGCCAAUUACCUGAUCACAUUCAGCAGCAGUGGCGUCAUUAUAGACGCCAGCUCACCGACAUGCCGAGGAUUCGCGUUCCUCGAUGCUUGGCUGGAGAUUCACGUGGACGGAUGGAGCUGCACGGGUUUUGCGACGCCUCUCAGAAGGCUUAUGGAGCAGCUGUUUACGUAUGUCAUGUGGAUUGCGAGGGAAUCCGGCAUGUAAACCUGCUCUGUUCCAAAUCCCGCAUCGCGCCCCCUGCUGCGACAUCCAUUCCUCGCUUGGAGUUGUGUGGCGCGGUACUUCUGGCCAAUCUGGUGAGCAAAAUGAUACAGGCCUGGACCGUUCGGUUUCACGAAGUGGUAUACUGGACUGAUUCCACCAUAGUCCUUCAUUGGAUAAACAAGGAGUCCACACACUGGAAGGUUUUUGUCGGCAACCGCGUUGCGGAGAUCCAGACUCUUUCCGAACGCAACCAGUGGAGGCAUGUCGACACCUCCAGCAAUCCCGCUGAUAUGAUAACAAGGGGAAUCGAGCCCGAGAAUUUGGCAUCAUCCUCACUCUGGUGGACGGGGCCUGGCUGGCUGAGCCAGUCGCCGGACUUGUGGCCGCGGCAUCUGGUGUUAGGCGAGAUUCCCGAGGACGAGGCGAGGACCCGUCCGGUAGUGUUGACGGCGACCGAGGCAUGGGGUCUGAUCGAUCGAUUCUCUUCGUUGGUGCGACUGAGACGGGUGGCGGCCUAUUGCCUCCGAUUUAUAGGCAACGUGCGUCGCAGGGUUAAAAGUGAGCGUCGUUUCGGGGCGCUCACCGUGAAGGAGCUUGACGGGGCGACGAGCGCCCUCAUCAGGACUGUGCAAUUGCUGUCGUUCCCGGGGGAGUUGCGUCAGCUUCAGAAGCAACAGCGGAUCAGCUCCGAGAGCACGAUAUUGUCUCUCAAUCCAUUUCUGGACGAAGAGGGCAUCCUGCGAGUGGGGGGUCGUCUGCGAAAUUCGACCUUACCAUACAGCACAAAAUUUCCUAUCCUAUUACCCAAGAAACAUUUUUUUACGACUCUAGUAAUCCGCGACGCCCAUUACAGAAAUUUGCACGUGGGUGCUCAUACAUUGAUGUCAAUUUUGCGUGAAAAAUAUUGGAUUAUCUCCGCCGGAACGGCGAUCCGCGGCGUACUGCGUAGGUGUAUAUUGUGUUUCCGCAGAGCUCCGCGUAAAAUGGGACAAUUGAUGGGUAGUCUCCCCGCGGACAGGGUUGUACCGUCGAGACCAUUCACGAACACAGGGGUAGAUUACGCCGGGCCAUUUUGCAUUAAGAUCUCGCGAAAUAAGACCGGAAAGGCGUAUCUGGCCGUAUUCGUUUGUAUGUCCACAAGGGCAGUUCACUUGGAGAUUGUGUCCGAUUUAUCGACCCCCUGUUUUCUCAAUACUUUGAAGCGUUUCAUGUCCCGUCGCGGCAAGAGCGGGAGUAUCUGGUCGGACAAUGGUCGGAAUUUCUUGGGCGCCAAGAACGAAUUAGACGACCUUGGCAAAUUUCUGGAAAGCCAAAGAGUACAAUCUGAGAUCAUAGAAUUCGCGGCGGAGCAAUCUAUAGAAUGGAAAUUCAUUCCCCCGUACUCCCCCCAUAUGGGAGGAAUAUGGGAAUCAGCUGUUAAGGCCGCAAAGAAUCUAUUCAAAACAACGAUCAAUCAGACAUCACUGAGUUUUGAGGAGCUAACCACUGUAUUCGUUCAGAUAGAAGCAAUCUUGAAUUCCCGACCGUUGUCGCCCAUGUCGACCGAUCCGCACGAUUUUGCAGCCCUUACGCCGGGGCAUUUUCUGAUAGGAGCGCCGAUCGUGGCGUUACCGGAGAGGGACGUCACCUCAUUGACCGCAAACCGUUUGCGAAGAUAUCAACUAUUGACUCAGCUCGUUCAGAGCUUCUGGAAACGAUGGUCUCGUGAAUACCUGACACAAUUGCAAUUCCGAUCAAAAUGGAGACGUGCCUGUCCUAACUCUCACUUAAAGAUAGGGGCCUUAGUGCUCAUUCGCGAUGACAAUGCACCUCCAACUCAGUGGAGGCUCGGUCGGAUUACCGAGCUAAUACGCGGAAGGGAUGACUUGGUCCGAGUGGUCUCACUGCGCACGCAAGUAGGUGAGACAAAAAGGGCGAUAGCGAAGAUAUGUAUAUUACCGUUGGACGAGGAGCUUCCUCAUUAG